AAUGUUGGCAAAAAUAAGGGUGAUGAUGAUCAUGGAAAAGAUGUGAUUGAAAAAUUCAUCGGAAUCGAAGUUCGACGUGCCGUUAUAUAUAAUAUUGAAUAUAAUGAGGAAACUCUAGCACAUAUAUUGCAACGUGCACGGGAUAUUGAUCCAAUGAACCGUCGAGGCGUUUAUAUGAAAUUAACUGAAGAAAUUAACGACUUUCGUGUUUUAUCUAUUGAGGAUCGUGAAAAAUUAUUAAGCUGGGAAGUGACACGACUUGCUUUUUUUAUUCAGAGAUACAAUAAUUUCAUGAAUCAAGCGUCAGACGAGGAACAAGUAAACUUUGCGUUUAUUGUUGGUCAAUUAUUUUUAUUGGCCAAAUUAUUAGACUAUGGGGAUGAAGGUAAUGAAGUCCUGGUGUCAUUACAAGAAUGCUUAAAGAAUGAAAAUGAGGAAGUUCAAGCUAUUGCAGUUAUAUUCCUUCCAACCCUUAUCGAAUUAUUGAAAGAAUACAGAUAUCUUGACAAGAAUGAUAAUGCGGUGCCACCGUUGCAGAUUGUGCAACAAUUAGUGGACUGGACUAAUCCUUUCAAAGUUAAGCGUCCUUUGGCAGAUUCAGUAGCUAGAAAUGCAUUAAAUAAAUUCGAGAGUGCUCUACUCAAUUAUUUCGAUGAUGCACCUGAUGCCUUGGACGAUGAAGAGCUUGAACAACUAAAGGAUAUUUUUGAAUUUGUUGAUCAUCUUGAAGGUACAAUUAAUAAAUUUAGCCA
Messenger RNA from Racocetra fulgida, 752 nucleotides. The record is from the annotation of a GenBank genome assembly. NCBI's taxonomy places the organism in Eukaryota, Fungi, Glomeromycota, Glomeromycetes, Diversisporales, Gigasporaceae.